Messenger RNA from Alosa sapidissima (American shad), 2893 nucleotides. Its product is annotated as sodium/hydrogen exchanger 3-like. Lineage: Eukaryota; Metazoa; Chordata; Actinopteri; Clupeiformes; Clupeidae. The transcript has 16 exons. The coding region runs from base 119 to 2728 and encodes 869 amino acids. Gene Ontology annotation, molecular function: sodium:proton antiporter activity. The record is from RefSeq and is a predicted model, not a curated record. Gene Ontology annotation, cellular component: brush border membrane; apical plasma membrane. Gene Ontology annotation, biological process: sodium ion transport; proton transmembrane transport; regulation of pH.
ACACACACAAACACACACACACACAUUUGGGCGGCACAGACCUAUACAGAGGCGUGAGAGCUUUGCACUAGGCAAGGGAGACUCAGCCAGAGGAGAGACACUUUCUGCUGGAGACGUCAUGGCAGGUGUGAGCCGGCUGCGCCUGCUCCUCGCUGGGGCUCUCGUGCUCCUGCUGCUGCUGCUGCUUCAGGCUAGACCCUGCUGUGCAAGCACAGCCAGCCACGGUGAGGACGCUGCGAGCCAAGGUGAUACAGUUGACCAUAACAAUACCGGGGCACAUGGCGAGACAGAAGGCCAUGAGUCCACUGACAAUGGAGGUGAGCAUGGUGCGGCGAACAUCACCACUCUGCCCAUCGUCAUCUGGAAGUGGCACCAUGUGUCGAUUCCGUACAUUGUGGCUCUGUGGAUUCUAGUCUGCUGGCUCUGCAAGUUAGUGUUUGAGCUGGACCAUCAUGUGACCAGCGUGUUCCCCGAGAGUGGACUGCUCAUUAUCAUCGGCUUCGUCCUGGGCGGGAUUGUGUGGGGCGCAAACAACGUCCAGACCUUCACACUGACGCCCACCGUCUUCUUCUACUACCUGCUGCCCCAGAUCAUCCUGGACACCGGCUACUUCAUGCCCAACAAGCUCUUCUUCAGCAACCUAGGCGCCAUCCUCAUCUAUGCCAUCAUCGGAACGUGCUGGAACGCGGCUGCCGUGGGGCUCUCUAUGUGGGGCUGCUACCUAGGGGGCGCCAUGGGUGAUCUCAACAUCGGCCUGCUGCAGUUCCUGCUCUAUGGGAGCCUGCUCUCCGCUGUGGAUCCUGUGGCUGUGAUCGCCGUGUUUGAGGAGGUGCACGUCAAUGAGGUCCUCUUCAUCCUGGUCUUCGGAGAGUCACUCCUCAAUGACGGGGUCACAGUGGUGCUUUACAACGUUUGUGAUGCUUUCGUGUCCCUGGGAGCGGCUAACAUCGAUGCUGUGCAAAUCAUCAGAGGCAUAAUCUCGUUCUUCGUGGUGGCUUUCGGAGGGGCCCUGGUGGGUGUGGUGUUUGCCAUCCUGCUCUCUCUACUCACCAGGUACACCAAGAACAUCCAGAUCAUUGAGGCCGGCUUCAUCUUUGUGCUGGGCUACCUGUCCUACCUGACCGCAGAGAUGCUCUCCCUCUCAGCCAUCCUGUCGAUAACAUUCUGUGGGGUGUGCUGCCAGAAGUACAUCAAUGCCAACAUGGACGAGAGGUCCGUGAUCACAGUGCGCUACGUGAUGAAGGUGUUUGCCAACGGCUCCGAGACCAUGAUCUUCGUCUUCCUUGGCAUCACGGCCAUCGAUAAAGCCAUCUGGGUGUGGAACACUGGCUUCAUCCUGCUCACCAUCUUCUUCAUCCUCGUGUACAGGGUCAUGGGUGUCUUCUUCUUGACGUGGAUCUUGAAUAAGUACCGCCUGGUGCCCAUCAGUCUCAUUGACCAGGUAGUGAUGUCGUACGGUGGCCUGCGAGGAGCGGUGGCCUACGGCCUGGCUGUGAUGCUCAAUGAGAAGAAGAUCCCCGAGAAGAACCUCAUGAUCAGCACCACGCUCAUAGUCAUCUACUUCACUGUGAUCUUACAGGGCAUCACCAUGAAGCCUUUGGUGCAGUGGCUGAAGGUGAAGAGAGCGGAACACUCUGAUCUCAAGCUGGUGGAGAAAGUCAACAACAGAGCUUUUGAACACAUACUGUGCGCUGUAGAAGACAUCUGUGGACAGAUCGGAGACAACUGGUGGACCAGAGGGUGGAAUCGUUUCGAGGAUAAGUACAUCAGCUGGUUAUUAAUGAAACCCAAAUCCAGGAAGACUAGAGAUUACCUGUUUGGCAUUUUUCACAAGCUCAACCUGGAGGACGCCAUGAACUACGUCUCAGAGGGUGAGCGCAGGGGCUCUCUGGCGUUCUUGCGGGGCAACGAUGACGCCCAGGUGGACUUCAAGAAGAAAUUUGGCAAAGACAUUGAGGACGUUAUGCCAGACAUCAUGGUGGACACGGAUCAUGUACCUAUGUCUUCCAUCUUGCAGGACACCAUACCCUCUGUGUCUCUGGACCUUCACGAGCAGGACAGUCAGGGCAAAAUGGAGGGAGACGCCCAUAACUUGCUUCAGCAGCACCUGUACAGGAGCAGGAAACAGCACCAUCACAAGUACAGCAGGAGCAACUUCAGCAUUAACCAGAACGAAGACGAGGUCCAGGAGAUCUUCCAGAGGACAAUGAGGAGUCGAUUGGAGUCCUUUAAGUCGGCUAAGAUGGGCGUCGCACCGGGCAAGAUAAUCACCAAGCACCCACAGAAGGAGCGACAGCAAAAGAUGGCCAAUGGAAACCCCACAAACAGAAGCAAAAGCCAUCCCUAUGGCGAUGAAGAUUUCGAGUUCUCGGUCUCAGAAGGGGACAGUGCAUCAGGAGGCGAGGGGGCCACAGCGGGCGGAUACUCCUUCAGGUUACCACCCUACACUGUGGGAGCUGGGAUUGAGAACCCCGCCUUCAUGCCUGAGAUGGACACACCCCAUCCGAUGCGCCCCCCGCCGUGGCUGAGUGAGCCCGAGAUGGACGUGACGGUGGCGCCUUCCCAGCGUGCUCAGCGGCGGCUGCCCUGGACGCCCAGCCAAAUCCACCGGCUGGUGCCCCUGCGGGUCAGCACGCGCUCCGAGGACUCCUUCGUCAUGGCCGACGUCCUCAGCCCAGAGGAGGAACCCAAAGAUCCUCCGCCCGGCCAGGAUGGGAGCCGCCUGUAACAGGCUCCGCCCAAGAGCAGAGGUGGACACCCCGGCCACAGAAGUCCUGCCAUUGUAUUCCUUCUGCCUGCCCUAUGCACUUAACACAAGUGAUAUCUCCAAUUAGCUGAUCGUCCUGGCCGUAGACUUUCUAAUUAGGAGACACAGCACUCAAAGAAUCCUCCA